AUGGAGGAAGGGAGAGGAGGACAGGGUGAUACGAAUCAGCAGCAAGAUCACCGCCGUUUGCAGCCGCCUGAUCAGGGUCAAGUGCGUCAAAAUCAUAAUCAACUGGCGCCUCCGCAUCCGCCACUUCCACAAAAGUGCCCACGGUGUGAUUCUGUGAACAUCAAAUUUUGCUAUUAUAACAACUACAGCCUCUCUCAACCCCGAUACUAUUGCAAGAGUUGCAGAAGGUACUGGACUCAGGGAGGAACCUUGAGAAAUGUACCCAUCGGAGGUGGAUGCCGGAGGAAGGGUAAGCGACCCAAAACCUCAACGUCUUCAAAUGAUAGUGAGAUUUCAAGAACUCAACCUCUAACACUACCACUUCCAUCACAAAUGCAUGUGUCACAGAAUUUAACUACUAUGGCUGCUCUGAUUUCGGGUAAUUCUGGGUUAUUACCCGUUAAUCAAUCCUCGAGGAGUUUGCCGCCGGUGAUUUCACCAAUAGGUUCUUUCUAUUCUGGUGGUUCUUUUUUGUCCAUGCAACCAGUCAACAUGGGUGACGUCCCUGGCGGCCUACUUGGUGGUGCAAAAAGGGCAGAUUUCCCAGGGAUAAAUUUUCCAUCUGUGGACUCUCAAUCGUCACAAUUCCAACUGCAGAACGAAUUAGUUCCAGCGCAGAGGACAUUGGAAUCUUGGACUCAAAUCUUCGUCAACAACAGCGCCACCUCUUCAGCCCCAAGCCCUAAUUUCUGGAAUAACGCCACUUCUGGCAGCGACGGAGGUGGGUCAUCCAUCAACCCAAAUUCAUGGCCUGAUCAGUGA
Messenger RNA from Fraxinus pennsylvanica, 801 nucleotides. Lineage: Eukaryota; Viridiplantae; Streptophyta; Magnoliopsida; Lamiales; Oleaceae. The record is from the annotation of a GenBank genome assembly.